CAAGGUCAUCCCAAUCUAAAGUUAGUUCACACUUUAGUGAUAAAUAUUCAUCGUUAAUGCAUGGCUUUCGCUUCAUAAAAAUCCACAAGACUCAUCAUUAGCGUUGUCAUUUUCAGUAAACUACUCCAUCAUGAUUGAUUACAAUCAUACUGUUGUUGUAUUUCUUCUUUUGUCCUUGGGGAUAUUCAAACUGGGUUCAUGCACUGAAAAUCAGAGUCAGAUUAAUUAUGUGACAGUGAAACGCAUCCAAAGUGAAAGAGAAGCACUUGUCAGCUUCAAGAAUGGCGUAAAUGAUACUCCAGAUUUUCCAGGUAAGCUUUCUUCAUGGGUCGGUGAAGAUUACUGCCAAUGGAAAGGCGUAGAGUGCGACUACAAAUCAGGUCAUGUUAUCAAGCUCAAUCUUAGCAACCCAGCUGGACGCUGCAGGCACUAUGAUUAUAAUUACGAAGGAAGAGUCACUGAAACCGGUCGGUGUCCACAUUGCAAUACUCCACCGAAGAGAUGUUGUUUUUAUUCCAUGCGUAGCUCAUUGGACGGGGAUGUUAAAGCAUCUCUUUCAGGGGAUGAAAAUGCAUCUUUUUCAGGGAAGAUUAGUCCUUAUCUCGGCAAUCUGUCGAGCCUGAGGUAUCUUAACCUUGAAGGACACUACGAUUUGUCUACCAAAAAUUUGGAUUGGGUCUCAAGUCUCUCUUCUUUAGAGUACCUGUAUAUGGGGAAAGUGAAGAUCAAUCAUACCAAAGGAGAUUGGCUUCAUGCAAUUAACAUGCUUCCUUCCCUUCAGGAGUUAAGUUUAUGUUCAUGUCAGCUUGAACACUUACCAUCUUCCCUUACUUUCCUUAAUUUCUCCUCUCUUGAAGUCCUCGAUUUAUCAUACAACUCAUUUAACACCUCCAUACCUCAGUGGUUGUUUAAUCUUACGAGCCUUACAAAACUUGAUUUGACUUUUAGCAAUCAAGGAGGAAAAAUCCUUGAUUCAUUUGGGAGACUUGGAAACUUGCAAUACCUCUAUCUUGGUGGUAACCGUUUCUAUGGUUCAAUUCCAGCUUCUAUUGGCAAUUUGUCAUCCUUGAAUGAGUUGGACCUCUCAUAUAAUCAGAUGAAUGGAACCAUUCCAGAAAGUUUUGGGCAACUCUCAGAGCUAGCCAAUUUGUAUCUCCUAGAAAACUCUUGGGAUGGUGUCAUAACAGAAGCCCAAUUGAUGAAUCUCACAAGCCUAGAAGAGUUUAUGCUAACAACUAAUAAAAAUCAGCCUCUAGUUUUCAAUGUGACACACAACUGGUUUUCUCCUUUCACCCUUAAAUCUCUUCAUCUAGAAAGUUGUAUCAUUGGCCCCAAAUUUCCUUCUUGGCUUCAAGUUCAAAGUGAGCUUACCCAUGUCACCCUAAAAAACGUUGGAAUCAUAGGCAUUAUCCCUGAGGAUUGGUUCUUUAUGAUAUCUCCUCAACUCACCCACUUAGAUCUAUCCAACAAUCAGAUAAAAGGGAACUUGCUGCACCAAUUAGUAUUUCCAAAUGUGACUAAGCUAUUUCUGCAAAGCAAUUUGCUUUCAGGCCCUAUCCCAUCAAAUAUUAAUGAUCUAAUGCCAAACUUGCAAUAUUUAGAUCUUUCAGAUAACCAUCUCUAUGGUAAAAUUCCUUUGUCCAUAUCAAAAAUCAAAUAUCUUAAUAUUCUUGUCCUCAGGAAAAAUAAUCUUUCAGGGGAGCUCCCUUAUCAUUGGAAUGAGUCACAAAUAGAUUUGCGCGUUGUGGAUGUUUCAUACAACAACUUAUGUGGAAAAAUUCCGAGCUCAAUGGGUUUCUUAGGAAACCUUUCAAUAUUAGUGUUGAGCAACAACAAUCUUAGUGGAGAAAUUCCUUCUUCCUUGCAAAAUUGUUCUCUUGUGAGCAUUGAUUUUGGGGGGAAUAAGCUCUCGGGGAAUCUUCCAUCAUGGUUAGAAUCAGACAUCUUCAUGCUACGCCUACGAUCAAACCUAUUCAGUGGAAUCAUCCCUCGAAAAUGGUGCAAUCUUUAUAAACUUGGCAUCCUAGAUCUUGCACAAAAUAAUCUCUCUGGGCACAUUCCAGAUUGUUUGAACAAUUUUACUGCUAUGGUUGAUUACAACAACUCUGGGUACAAGUCUGUUGAGAACUAUACAGAGAAAGCACACAUAGUGACAAAAGGAAGAGAGUAUGAAUAUGAUCGCAUUCUCCAAUUUGUUACCUGCAUUGAUCUUUCAGGGAAUAGUUUGACUGGAGGAAUUCCUAUUAACAUAACAAGCCUCACAAGAUUGGGUACACUGAACUUGUCAAUGAAUCAUCUAACCGGAAACAUUCCCAAGAAUAUUGAAAACUUGCGAUGGUUGGAAACACUUGAUCUCUCAAACAAUAGUCUUUCCGGACCUAUUCCUGAAAGCAUGUCGUCUUUGACUUCCUUAGCACACUUGAACUUGUCUUUUAACAACUUGACAGGAAGAAUCCCAUCUGGUAAUCAACUCCAAACACUAAAUGAUGUAACCAUAUACAAGGGAAACCCUUCAUUGUGUGGGUCUCCUCUUCUGACCAAAUGCCCAGGAGAUGAAACAUCUGAUGGCCCAACUAUUAUCAGAGUUGAUGACAAACAAGGUGGAGAUGAUUAUGAAAGGAUAUGGUUUUAUGCUAGCAUCGGAAUCGGUUUUGUUGUAGGAUUUUGGAGUGUUUGUGGCACCCUACUAUUGAAGAAGUCAUGGAGGCACUGUUACUUUCAUUUCUGUGAUGACAUCAAAGAUAGGAUAGCAUUGCUAAUUGCAUUGAAAGUAGUUCAUUUGAAAAGGAAAUUUGGGCUAGAAAAAAAUUGAAGUUUGUAGAUAGGAAAGCUGUUUCAGUUCUAAGUUUGAGGUAUGCAUUUGUUUUGUGAUAUCUUAAGUUAAAUAUUUUUUAUCUUGAUUUUUCUAUUUGA
This is a messenger RNA of Quercus robur (English oak), 2913 nucleotides long. RefSeq names its product receptor-like protein EIX2. Gene Ontology annotation, molecular function: protein binding. The transcript has 3 exons. The coding region runs from base 131 to 2812 and encodes 893 amino acids. The record is from RefSeq and is a predicted model, not a curated record. NCBI's taxonomy places the organism in Eukaryota, Viridiplantae, Streptophyta, Magnoliopsida, Fagales, Fagaceae.